This is a messenger RNA of Propithecus coquereli (Coquerel's sifaka), 1625 nucleotides long. It is a transcript of the gene FAM117B, whose product is annotated as family with sequence similarity 117, member B. Bases 1 to 1611 code for a protein of 536 amino acids. The transcript is spliced from 7 exons. NCBI's taxonomy places the organism in Eukaryota, Metazoa, Chordata, Mammalia, Primates, Indriidae. The record is from RefSeq and is a predicted model, not a curated record.
AUGUCCCAGCGGGUGAGGCGCAAUGGGUCCCCCACGCCGGCCGCCUCCCUUGGGGGUGGUGCGGUCGCUACGGCCGGGGGACCCGGGAGCCGCCUGCAGCCCAUGAGGGCGACGGUUCCGUUCCAGCUGAAGCAGCAGCAGCAACAUGGCAGCCCCACGCGGAGCGGCGGCGGCGGCGGCAACAACAACGGUGGCUGCUGUGGAAGCGCCUCAGGCCCCUCAGGCGGCGGCGGCGGGGGCCCGCGCACUGCCUCGCGCAGUACGAGCCCCACGCGCGGCGGCGGGAGCGCGGCGGCGCGCACCAGCCCCACAGUGGCCACGCAGACGGGCGCGUCCGCGACGUCCACGCGAGGCACCAGCCCCACGCGCGGCGCCGCGCCCGGGGCUCGCGGGAGCCCCCCACGGCCGCCGCCGCCGCCGCUGCUGGGCACGGUGUCGUCUCCCAGCUCGUCGCCCACCCACCUGUGGACCGGUGAGGUGAGCGCAGCCCCACCCCCAGCCCGCGUCCGGCAUCGGAGGAGGUCCCCGGAGCAGAGCCGAAGCUCCCCGGAGAAGAGGAGUCCGAGCGCCCCGGUUUGCAAAGCCGGUGACAAAUCACGGCAGCCUUCCUCAAGUCCCUCCAGUAUCAUCCGACGUACUUCCUCCCUGGAUACUCUUGCUGCUCCGUAUCUUGCCGGCCACUGGCCUCGUGAUAGUCAUGGGCAAGCUGCACCUUGCAUGAGGGACAAAGCUACACAGACAGAGAGUGCAUGGGCUGAAGAAUACGCUGAAAAGAAGAAAGGGUCUCACAAGCGCUCAGCAUCCUGGGGAAGUACAGAUCAACUUAAGGAGAUUGCAAAAUUACGCCAGCAGUUGCAGAGAAGUAAACACAGCAGUCGGCAUCAUCGAGAUAAAGAAAGACAGUCUCCAUUCCAUGGCAACCAUGCAGCUAUUAACCAGUGUCAGCCACAAGAUAUUCCAGAUGGCCAUCGUGCUCCACCCCCGCUUGUACAGAGAAGUAGCAGCACACGCAGCAUCGACACACAGACCCCCGGCGGGGCAGACAGGGGAAGCAACGACAGCAGCCGCUCUCAGUCUGUGUCUCCCACGUCAUUCCUCACCAUUUCCAACGAAGGUAGCGAGGAGAGCCCUUGUUCAGCUGAUGACCUGCUUGUUGACCCCAGAGAUAAAGAGAAUGGGAACAACUCUCCUUUGCCCAAAUAUGCAACCUCACCAAAACCUAACAACAGUUACAUGUUCAAAAGGGAACCUCCUGAGGGCUGUGAAAGGGUCAAAGUCUUUGAGGAAUGCUCGCCAAAACAACUUCACGAAAUCCCCGCCUUUUACUGUCCUGACAAAAACAAGGUGAAUUUCAUUCCAAAAAGCGGCUCUGCUUUCUGCCUCGUCAGCAUCCUCAAGCCACUCCUUCCCACCCCAGAUCUUACCCUCAAGGGCUCUGGCCAUAGCCUGACAGUCACCACUGGCAUGACAACCACUCUACUGCAGCCUAUUGCUGUGGCCUCCCUGUCUACAAACACAGAGCAAGACCGAGUCUCUCGAGGAACAAGUACAGUCAUGCCAUCACCUUCUCUACUGCCACCACCAGAACCAAUAGAGGAAGCUGAAGGGUAGGUCCCCCUGCUAUG